AUGAUCUCGCACGUCCACGGGAUUGUCUUCCUGUCUACGCCACAUCGAGGCUCAUCCCACGCAAAUUCACUCAACAACCUCCUUUCGGUCAUGAUCGGAACAUCGAACAAGGGGUAUGUGGCAGAGCUCGACAGUAAUUCGACCUCUAUCGAAGACUUGAACGAACAGUUUCGGUCUGUCAGCAGCCCUCUGCGUCUGGCAUCCAUGUACGAGACUCUACCUACCAGGGUCUCUCCAGGCAUCAAAAAAAUGAUUGUCGGCAAGGACACUGGCAUCUUGAACUAUCCUAGAGAAAUUUCCGGUCCAGCAGACGCUGACCAUCAUACUGUUUGCAAAUACCGGAGUCGGUUCGACGAUAACUACAUCUUGUUUAUCACAUUUCUAAAGCAAAUUUCUCGAGAUCUCGUGCCCCCUGGAGCUGUGCAAGAGCGAGUCCAGACUCUGGAAUCUAUCUUUGGAAUCGUUGAGAGUCCAAUGGAGGAUCUCGAAAAGUUCACUAGCCAAGGGCUCCAGGGAACCGGAGAAUGGCUACGUGGGCGGAAGAGCUUCGAGCACUGGCUCAGCAACCCGAGCGGAGAGGUUCGUUUAUUUUGUCUGACCGGCAUGCCAGGAACAGGCAAGUCAACUCUUGCCGCCAUGACGAUUCGCCACCUACAGCAAACCUUCCUUGAUCAGAGUUGCCAGUAUCACUUCUUCACCGAAUCCCAGCCUACCAAGAAGAGUCUCGCCUACUGCCUCAGAUCCAUCGCUUUCCAAAUCGCAACCACACACAGUGCGUUUGCCGAGCGGCUAGUUCGCCUACACCAAGACGUUGGAGACGCAUUAUCAUCUCAAAAGUAUCAGACAAUCUGGGCAAAGGUGUUCCAGGGAAUUUUAUUCAAGAUCGACAUUGGCUACACCCUGCAUUGGGUGUUUGAUGGUGUCGACGAAGCAGAGAAUCCUCAAAUGCUUCUGAAGCUCGUGUCGCAAAUCAACUCGUCCUCUUGUAUCAAGAUCAUGCUUCUUAGCCGGCCGAACAAAGAUAUCAUAGCGGCAGUCGGGCAAGGGGCCAAAGCCGCAAUCCUUGACACCAUCACAAGUCGAGACACAGCGCAGGACAUCCGAGAAUACGUAUGCUCGGCGGUUACUUCCACAAUCCCACAUGACAGCCAUAUACAAGCCCAGGUCAUUGACCAGAUUGUCUCGAGGACCGAAGGCUCAUUUCUCUGGGCUCGCUUGGCUUUGGAGACCUUACACCAGAACUGGCAUACGCUGGGAGACAUCCAGAAAGCCAUGGACGUCAUCCCCAAAGGCAUGCAAUCUCUGUAUCAAAGCAUGCUUUUGGCUAUCAGAAUUCAGGAUCAACGGCUUCAAGAUAUGGCCCAACGAAUUCUUACCUGGGCCACAUGCAGCUUCCGGCCGAUGAAAUUGGCGGAGCUGCAAGCUGCCCUCGAGCCCGAAUUCGGGGGGUUUAUUAGUCUCAAGAACACCAUCAUUCAGAUCUGUGGGCAUUUUAUCCGAAUUGAUGGCGAUAGCGUAUCAUUAAUACACGCCACCGCCCGAAGGUUUCUCAUCACGCCUGAUGGGGACGACCCGGGAUUUGUUUCAUCUCAGGAUGGUCACGAGGCGCUUGCCAAGGCGUGUCUCCAAUACCUUUCGGAUGAUCGAUGGCGGCGGGUCUUUUCACAAGUCCCUGAAAUUGAAAUGGUGCACACAGAUCGACUGGCAAUUCUCUACGACGCUCAUCCACUUCUGAGCUAUGCGCUGAACUACUGGGCAUAUCACGUACGACACGCUCCGGGUACUUCUCUCCCACUGCUCCAACACCUCAAGCUCUUCUUUUCGAAGCAUGUCCUUUGUUGGAUACAAGCUGUGACACUUUCACGGUCUUUGCGCACUCUCCCCCUGGCGGCCCAAUACCUCAAGCUCUAUCUCAAGAAGCGCAAAGAGGGCCUCCCAUCCUCGAUGAAGUCUACUAGCUUGGCCAGUGGAUUGUCGGGUAACAGUGAAGUUUACUUUCUCGAGUGUUGGGUUGUGGAUCUUACCAGGAUCUUGGGGAAGUUUGGCAACAACUUGGCCGAGAACCCCUCGUCCAUCUUCAAACAAAUCCCGCCAUUUUGUCCUCGGGACUCGAUCAUCGGCCAGUUCGGCGGCCGCCAAGAGAACACCCUCAUCAAAGUCACUGGCAUUUCUUCCCGGAUUUGGGACGACAAUCUUGCUCGACUAUCCGUCGAUCGGGACGAAACCGCAUCCAAAGUGCGCUGCACCGGCGUCUAUUUUCUGACCUUGGUAUCAAGCAACGGUACGGUGACCAUUUGGUCCGCCGAAACCUGCGAGGUGCUCCGUAGACUGGAACAUGGGGAGUGGGUCGUCCUUAUGGAAACCAACGCGACAGGCAGCACAGUUGCAACCAGCGGCCGAUUUACCUUCAAAAUUUGGGAUAUCUCCUCCGGGCAGCUGCUUCGUACCAUCGCCAGGGGCGCCCUGACACAGCCUGUCCAAAUUGCCUUCGGGGUUGUCGAGACAGAUCUUGUUGUCGCCUACGACGAUUGUUCGGUUGUUUGGUACAGCAUCGAAUCUGGAACCGAAGUCGAAAGGUUCAUAGCGGAGGAAGCUACCAAACUGCGCGGUUGUCCCCGUCUGAUGGCGCUUAGCCCUGACCAGUCUCGAGUUGCUAUAGCGUUCCGAGGACGACCGGUUUUGCUGUGGGAUACCAGUAAUAAUUCGCUCAACCCGCCGCGGCGAUGUCUUCGUGCUGCGGACGAGAUCCGCUCAAGCGAAUCAGACGCGUACAAUGCCCCCGAAGUGGUGGUCUGGCACCCUGAUGGGGAUUCCCUGUGUGUUUUGUAUCAAGACACAGUCCUCGCCUACUGGAAUCUUAUCGAAGACGAGAGAUCAGAGUUUGAUCACACCGACGCUCGCGAGAUGGUUAUGAGCAGCGACGGUACGCUUCUUCUCACUUGCAAUUUCAGCGGCGUACUCUCCGUUUGGGCAUUACCCAAGUUCAAUUUGAUCUACCGACUGCACGGCAACGACUUUGUUCGUGACAUGGCUUUCAGUCCGGAUUCAAGGCGGAUUUAUGACACAAGAGGGCCAAUGUGCUGCGUCUGGGAACCUGACGCCCUGGUCAGGCCAGACGACAUCGACCGCCACGGGGAUAGUCUGAGCAGCACAAUGGAUGGUUCGUUGGUUUCAGAAGCUGUCUCUGAGCCCGUGUAUUCUCAAGAUAGUGGUGGAACCAACGUUACCGCCUUGACCUACGAGAGUGGAGGGGACUUUUACUGUUGUGGAAGGGAGGAUGGAACGGUAUCAAUACACGACAUGAAAAAAGGAAAGAUUUCCAGGAAGGUUUGCAGCCACGGACCUAAUGUUGAAGUGGUCAGUUUGGCGUGGUCGCCAUCGGGCAGGUUCAUUGUCAGCGGAGAUGACAUGGGGAAGAUUAUUGUCAAGAAAUUAAGAUUGAAGGAUGACGGGAAGUGGGCGGUCUUCCCGGUUUUCGAAACGAGGAUCUCGGACCGAACCGCCGACCAGUUCCUCUUCAGCGGAGACGAACAGCUUCUCCUGAUAUCUGCCCCUUUACAAGAUCAAAUCUGGGACCUGGGAACCAAAUCAAUGAUUUGCGAGAAAUCGAGGCAAGAAGAGCGGAGCGGGCAAUGGAUCACCCACCCGUUCGAUGAAACCCGAUUGCUGCUGGUCGAGCAGAAUCGGAUACAUAUUCAUAAGUGGCGGGACCUCGAAGAUGAACUGCUUCACAACAUCAUCACCACAACAAUGGAGGACGACAUUGAAACGCCUCGGCCAUCAUCGGCGACAAGUUCUGAGAAGGUCCAAGCGCUAGUUGGCACAAAUAACCACCGGUAUCUUGUCUGCCAAACUUCCCCGGAGUACAGGAUGAUACGGUCCAGAGGCAACAGAGACAGGAACCUCCUCAGUCUGCUUCUGGCAACGGAUCUCCAAGGGCCCGCAUCAACACCACAAGAGCAGGUCCGCCGCUGGCCACUGUCAGACCUCUCAUCUCAUAUCCAGAGCUUUUUAGGAUGUCUUCGGGAUAAGCUUGUUUUCAUUGACUAUGGUAAUUGGUCGAGCACGAUAGGGGGAAAGAAUAUGCCAUCCAAUAUCGGCGUCUCUGUCACCGACUAUGUACCACUCAACCGCCUGUGGUUCAUCUGCCCAAAGCGUAUUCAUAUCCGCAUCGGCAACGGCCGGCUCCUAGACACCAGGGAAUUUGCUCGUAUUCAAGCAUGGUUAGCCAGAACCAAGGGCUGCGGCGCGCGGAUGUGGGGGGCGUUGGUGGCACGGCUGGAGGAGUGUUCAUCGUCUCGUUUUGAAGACACAACCCAACAACUCAACCCACCACCAAAAUGUCCACAUCCACCACCGCCACCACCAACCCCACCCCCACAUUUCUUCCUCAACCUCCCCACCACCUCCCCUCCCCCACCGCCACCACCUUCUACACCACCCUGGGGCUUCACCCCGGUCCCCGCCUGGACCGACCCCUCCACCUCGGUCUUCCUCCUCCCCGCCCCCAACCAAAACAUCUGCCUCAUGCUACACACACAGGUCCGCUUCACGCAGUUCAUCCGCCCCGGCAGCGCGGUCGCCGACGCGCGCGCCUCGCAGCAGACGCUGUUCUCCAUUGGAUGUAGGGAUCGGGAGGGGGUGGAUGCCUGGUUGGAGAGGGUGGAGAAGGCGGGCGGGAAGAGGGAUUCAUACGUGAUGGAGGGGUUUGGGGUGGGGGAGGGCAUGAUCAAGGGUGCUGGUUUGGGCUAUGGUGUGAGAGCUCGUUGGUUGAGUGGGGGGAGGAGCUUGAAGCAAUGCUGUGUGUGGGUGGUGGUAUCGUGGACGCCUUCGUAG
Chaetomium globosum CBS 148.51 is the source of this 4836-nucleotide messenger RNA. RefSeq lists its product as uncharacterized. The coding region runs from base 1 to 4836 and encodes 1611 amino acids. The record is from RefSeq and is a predicted model, not a curated record. Gene Ontology annotation, molecular function: protein binding. The transcript is spliced from 7 exons. NCBI's taxonomy places the organism in Eukaryota, Fungi, Ascomycota, Sordariomycetes, Sordariales, Chaetomiaceae.